AUGGAGCUAGAACUAUUCGAUGUAUGGGGGAUUGACUUUAUAGGGCCAUUCCUAUCCUCCUACUCAAAUAGUUAUAUACUUGUGGCUGUAGAUUAUGUGUCAAAAUAUGGAGUCAAACACAAGGUGGCAACCCCUUAUCAUCCACAGACAAACGAGCAAGCAAAGAUUUCCAAUAGGGAGCUAAAAAGGAUUCUUGAAAAAACUGUUGGAAGCUCAAGGAAGAACUGGUCUAAGAAGCUAGACGAUGCUUUAUGGGCCUACAGGAUAGCCUUCAAGACCCUCAUUGGGAUGUCACCAUACCAACUGAGGCUAAGGCAACACAAUGAGCUAGAAGAAUUUAGGAACCAAGUAUAUGAGAAUGCAAAGAUCUACAAAGAUAACACAAAAAGAUGGCAUAAUCAAAAGAUAGCAAGGAGGGAGUUCACUGAAGGACAAAAGGUGUUAUUGUACAAUUCUAGACUUAGGUUCUUCCCUGGGAAGCUUAAGUCUAGAUGGUCUAGACCCUUCACCAUUAUCAAAGUGUGCCCUUAUGGUCAUGUGGAGCUCAUGGAGGACAAAACACAGAGAACCUUCAUUGCAAAUGGCCAUAGACUCAAGCAUUACCUGGGGGACUCACUGGAUGAAAGGAGAGUGAGCUACCACCUCAACUGA
Arachis stenosperma is the source of this 651-nucleotide messenger RNA. RefSeq lists its product as uncharacterized. The record is from RefSeq and is a predicted model, not a curated record. The coding region runs from base 1 to 651 and encodes 216 amino acids. Gene Ontology annotation, molecular function: nucleic acid binding. The transcript is spliced from 3 exons. Gene Ontology annotation, biological process: DNA integration. Lineage: Eukaryota; Viridiplantae; Streptophyta; Magnoliopsida; Fabales; Fabaceae.